AUGGCCUAUGCCAAUGAACUUUUGAACGCUGAGACUACACCCGCCGAACGAGCUCUAAUCAAGGCGAUCCAGUCCCGUUUUCCAGACCGACAUCCGGCUUCGCACUUUGCUAUCGUGGACCAAUCCUAUGCCUGCGCGAUGGAGGAGGUAUAUCGAGAGCUCGGCGCCCAUGACAUGGAUGUUGCCACUUUGAUCACCCGUUCACAAGGUCCGGCGAGUGUUCGACAUCGCGCUGCAGCAGCCCGCCGCGGACACCCAUCCGGGCAUCUUGCAUCUGUGGAUUCACUUCAUGUAAAUGUCCUGCACUCCUACCGUUGCUCUGCCGUCGCCGCCGACGAGAAAUAUCUAGCAAAGAAGGGCGGGAAGAAUUUCUACUCCUUCUACCGACUGCACAACUACCAUUCACUUAUCUACACCGGCAUGCUUGCAGGACAGCUGAAGGUCGUUCGACGAGCAUUGGAUCAAAUGGAGAUCUCGAUUACUGAUGAUCUUCUGCGCGUCGAGUCCCCGCCCCUGGCGGAUUGGAUGGAGUUCUUCAAGGCUGUCCGUGUUCACGCAUACAUUCGAUUGGGUCUGUGGGAGGAGGUCAUCGCUUUACCGUUACCGGCAGACCAAGUCCUCUACUGUGUGACCACCACCAUGAUUCACUACGGCAAGGGCAUUGCCUGGGCAGCCAUGGGCAAGGUCGAGGAGGCAGAUCGCGAGCGAACGCUGUAUCAUACGGCCGCCAAGACCGUCCCACCUUCCCGCAAAGAUUUUCCCAAUCUCAUCCAUGAUGUGUUUAAGGUGGCAACGGCCAUGUUAGAGGGUGAGAUUGAAUACAGACGCGGAGACUACACUCGCGCGUUUCAGAGCCUGCGCGAGGCCAUUCAUUGGGAUGACAACCUACGAUAUACCGAGCCGUGGGGAUGGAUGGUUCCUUCCCGUCAUGCCUACGCAGCCCUAAUGUUGGAACAGGGAAAUGUGGAGGAAGCUGCGCUGAGGACCUUGGAUUAG
Molecule: messenger RNA, 996 nt
Organism: Aspergillus affinis
Lineage: Eukaryota; Fungi; Ascomycota; Eurotiomycetes; Eurotiales; Aspergillaceae
Exons: 3
Coding region: 1-996 (331 amino acids)
Cellular component (GO): intracellular anatomical structure
Molecular function (GO): protein binding
Source: RefSeq, a predicted model, not a curated record